ACUGUCAAGUUCUCCUAGGGCAGAUUACCCCCCAGUGCGCCAAACGCCAUAGCUCACUUGUUAAGCUACGGAAUCAAGUGAUUAAAAUUUCAGUGGAAAGCUGACGCUGCAAGCUACAACAUAUCCGAUUUUCAGAUCGUUUCAUCGAUUGGAGUUUUGGAUAUAGCUUUUCGAAGGUCGCGAGUUUUCUGGGCGUCAUAACGAAGUGCUGCAGAAAAUUCCAAGGAGCCAUUGAGUCAUCUGCUUAUAGCCUUCUCUAACCAACAAGUGGUAUCAGAGCCCAUUAUCACGCAUUUGGGACCUAAUAUACGAUGGGAGAUAAGGAGGACUCUGGUGGAGGUGAUACUUCAGUCCAAGGAGGCAGCUCAACCCAAGAUUCUGGCAUUGCAGAACAAAGGGGAGCGCGUACAAGCCAGGGGUCACUGCUUAAGGAGGUGCUGAAGAACUUCACCAUUGAGAAGUUCUCUGGAGAUGGCUAUGAUGAUUGGGCAUGGAAGAUGCAGCUCUACUUUCGACAAAUUGGCCUCUUGAAGCUCAUGAUUGGAACGGAGCCAAGGCCAAAGGAAAUGGCAGAGCAAGCGGUUUGGAUGAACGUUCAUCUGCUGGGUAUUAUCUACUGUCACAAAGCUUGGAGCUGAACCAGAGGCAUCACAUCAUGCAUCUGCUACCGGAAACUGAUUGUGGGCCCAAGGCAUGGGCAGUGCUCAAGGACCUGCAUGGUCCGACAUCGGUUGCCGCUUCUCUCAUGCUGGAUCGGGAGCUGUCCAUGCUGAGGUUGAGCGAGAAUGAACCUGUGCAGCCCGUUCUGGACAAGAUGAGGGAACUCUACGCGAAAUUGGCGAUUGCAGGCAUCACGUACGCUGAGCAGACUAAGUGUCUCAAGAUGCUCAGCCUGCUGCCCGAGUCUUGGCUGCAAUUUAUAAGCGGACUCAGCUUGCCACAAAACCAAAGUCAAUGGACAUUGGAGUGGAUUCGCACCAAGAUUCUGGAAGAAGAUUUUCGUCGCUAUACACUGCGCGGAGGUGAUGACAGCACCAGCGGCUAUGCCAUGCAAGGGACAUGGAGGGAUCGAGGGCGUGGCAAUCGCGGUCGCUCUCACUACAGCCAAGGUGGCCGCGGGACUUGGAACCAGCGGGGGCGUGGUGGCGCUGGUGCAAGAGGAAGAGGUGGUCACUCCAACAAUGACAACAGUGAACCACGCUUGAGGGGAGAGUGCUGGUAUUGCAAGGAAGAAGGGCAUCCAUGGUUUCGCUGCUCUACCAAGCCCGACUGGUGGACCCCUUGGAACCAAUCGCAAAAGGGGAAUGGAGGAAAGCAACCACAUGGAGGUGCCAACAUGGUAGCUGAUCCUGCUGAAGAAACCUCUAAGAAUGACAGAGGAAUGGGAAAUGAGGAGAGGAAUGCUGGACAGUUCUACCAUGUGUGUGACAAAGAUGACAGUGGCACAGCUGUUGCAAGGGCUGGAGAGGAAUUGCACCCGCUUGACAUGUGGGUCAUGGACUCUGGUGCUGCAGGAACAAUGACACCAUGCAAGGACUUGCUGGAUGCUGUGCGAGUGCCUCCAAUCUCUGAAGUGCGCUCAGCAUCCGGACAUGCAGUGAAGGUCGCUGGAGUUGGUCGAGCUGCAUUCAGAGCACCUGAUGGUGGACUGGUUGUGCUGUAGGACGUGUUACUUGUACCAGGGCUGAAGGGGCCAGGCCGGAGUCAGCACCACCACCAACGGAUCCAAAACAUUCAAGGGGCUGCGAGGAGAUCGUGUGUUAUGGGAUUUACACGAAAGCAGAGAUGUCUUCAGAUCCAUGUGGCAGAUCCCUGCACUGAUAUGGGAAUCAACAAAGAAGGAGUUGGGAAUAGUAAAGGCGGGAUCUGGAGUCCAGGGGGAGUGCAAGGCAGUUAGUGCUGCAGGAGUGACGGUUUCUGCAAGGUCGGGGGAGACUGAUUGGGAAACCGCACACAGGCGUCUGGGGCAUGUGGCUAUGCCAUUGCUGCAGCAACUGCAUAAGGAAGGAGCAGUAAAGGGGCUGAAGCUGUCUGGGCAACCAAAUGAUACCAAGUGCGAGACGCGUCUGCUGAGCAAGUUCACACGGUUCCCCUUUCACGGUGUAGCUGGGAAAAGCAAGGCAGCACUGGAACUGGUGCACAUGGACCUGGUAGGACCUUUUCCAGUUCGAGGAAGUAAGGGGGAAAGGUACUUCCUGACAAUAGUUGAUGACUGGAGUCGGCUGAUGUGGGCAUACCCGUUGAAGCAGAAGGAUCAUGCUGCCUCAACAAUACAAGAUGACUGGCUGCCGUUCGUCGAGCGACAAUCUGGGCACCCAUGCAAGAGCAUCAGAACCGACCGAGGUGGAGAGUUUCUAGGAGGAGAUCUGACUGCGUGGCUCAAGAAACAAGGCAUUGAGCAUCAGCUAACGACGUCCUAUACCCCUCAGUCAAAUGGCGUUGCUGAGAGGGCUAAUAGGACCAUCCUGGAAACUGCGCGAGCGCUGCUGAUCGAAUCAGGGCUGGGGAACUCCAUGUGGCCUCAUGCGGUGAGGCAUGCUACAGUGGCAAGGAACCGCGUACUCACAAAGGUGGCUGAUGAUAUGUGGGUGCCGCUGGAGAGGUGGCUUGGAAAGGAGCCUCCAGUGGACAUGCUCAGAGUGUUCGGAUGCAUGGCAGUGGCGCAUGUCCCUAAACCGCACAGGACAAAGCUUGGAGCAUCUGCACUGUGGUGUGUGCACCUUGGGCUUGCGGCAGAGAGCAAGGGGUGGCUACUCUGGGAGACCUCAAAGAAUGUGCUGUUUGACAGUUGGGAUGUCAAAUUUGUGGAGAACAUCAUGUAUGGCAAGUGGGAGAAGCAGCCGGAGGCAAGGGUCACCCAGCAGCUGGAAGAGAUCACUAUGCACUUCGAUUUGUCCGAACCUGAGGACAGCGAAGUCACUGCGCCAACGGCAAGCGGUACUGAUGAAGGAAGCAAUGAGGAUAUUGCAGCUGAUGCUGAAGUCAAGGAUCCGGAGCAGCAGCAGCAAGAGGCUUCCAAAACACCAAGUCUGCCAAAGCGAAGGAAACAGAUUGGUGGGGGGACAAAGGAUUGGGUGAAGGUGAAAGAAUGGGUAAAUCCAACCAUCUACCCUGCACGUACCAGAAUGGCAACGAGAAAGCUGCUGAGCUCUAGAAGUGGAGGAGCCACAACUGAGCACCAGGAACAGGCUCAAGGCGAAGAUGCAGUGCUGUUCUUGGGUGAUGACCAAGAGUCAGAUGACGAGGAGCCUGCAUACUGCUUUUACGCACCAAUACAACCUCCGAGCAUGGAUCAUGCGCUAGCCGGGCCUCAACGGGGGAAGUGGCUCGUUUCAAGAGAUGCAGAGUACAACAGCCAGAUGGAGAAUCACACAUGGGACCUGGUGUACUUGCCAAAUGGGAAGAAGGCAAUACAGUGCAAGUGGCUGGCAAAAAUCAAGACGGAUGAGAAAGGAGAGCCAUCAGUUUACAAGAGCAGGCUGGUGGCAAAGGGGUUUCAGCAGAAAGAGAAGGAAGAUUACAAAGAAGUGUUUGCCCCAACUGCUAAGUCUCCAACGCUACGUGUGCUGCUGACGGUAGCUGCUGUGCGCAAAUGGAAGGUGAAGCAGAUGGACAUCGUAACCGCUUUUCUGUACGGCAUUGUGGAAGAGGAGGUGUACAUGGUUCAACCACCUGGCUAUGAGGAUAGAACCAGUCGUGUCUGCAAACUUAACAAGGCCAUCUAUGGCUUGAAGCAGGCCCCGAGAUGCUGGUACAACAGGCUGGCCAGUGCACUGGAAGGGAUUGGAUUCCGUGCGAGUGCAUGCGACAAGAGCCUAUUCCUGAUGGGCGAGGGGGAGUCACUUGUGCUUCUGCUGGUGUACGUGGAUGACAUCCUGCUCUUCAGCAGCAGUGACAAGGAGAUCGAUGGGGUGCAGCGGAAGCUCACAGAGCAGUUCAAGUGCAAGUCACUUGGAGAGGCAAGAUACUACCUGGGAAUGCACAUUGAGCGGGAUACUGAACGUGGCUGGCUCAAACUGCAUCAGGGACAGUACAUCAAUACCUUGGCUGAGAAGUACUCUCUGCAGGAAGAACGGGAAGUGGUCACACCUUUGCCUUCCGAGUUCAAACUCAUAAAGGCAGCUGAAGGAGAAGGAGUUGAGAGUGAAGACCAGAGGCAAUUCCAAUCCAUGGUCGGGAGCCUACUCUACGCUGCUGUGCAUACUCGGCCUGACAUCAGCUUUGCUGUGGGACAGCUGGCUCGAGUAGUGCAAAAUCAGUCUAAAAGGAGUUGAAGUCCUCAAAGAGAAGGGGGAGCAGCUCGGAGAAGGAAAGGUGUUCCUUUCCUGUUUUGCUGAUGCCACAUGGGCUUCUGAGCAUGAGGAUUCAUCAUCAGUUGGUGGAUACAUCUGCAUGGUGGGAGGUGGGCCUGUAAGUUGGAGGUCCAAGAAGCAGUCUGAGACGGCACUUUCUUCAGUGGAAUCUGAGUACAUGGCGAUGUUUCAUGCGGCAAAAGAAAUCAUUUGGCUAAGGAGGCUCUUGAAGGAGAUCGACCAUGAACAGACUUGCGCGACACCUCUGUUCAGUGACAGCAAGGGAGCCAUUGCCAUGGCACGCAAUGCAGUUCUUCAUGGGUUGAACAAGCACAUGAGGAUCAAGUGGCAUUGGCUGCGGAAGGAGGUGAAGCUUGGGACACUGGAUCCGAUCUACGUGAAAACUCAGCAACAGCCAGCCGACUUCCUUACCAAGCGGCUAGCUGAAGAGCCACACUGGCGCUGUGCGAGGAUGGCGGGAAUGUCCUUGAACUAGAGACGGCAAAACAAGCCGACAGUCUGAGGGGGAGUGUGUUGGUGCAUAUUCGUUUGCACGUCAUCCUGUCGUCUGUUCGCAUCAUUUCGUUGCAUGUGUUUUGUGUGCUACGUCGUUUGUAUGGUUUGUUGGGUUUGCAUGUCUUUGCAUGUUCAUCUUGUGCUUGGGCAGAUGUGCUUGGAUUGUACAUCAGAUCGAUCGCAUUCCAACGAGCCAAGAAUUGUUGGAAUCGGAGCACAUAUGAAGAAGUUACGAAGAAAUGUUUGAUGGAUUUGUUACAACUCAUUGGAAGUCCUUGGCAGCUGCUACACCAAAGUUGGAGAGCCCUAUAACGAGGAGGGACCAGCAUGUGUGGGACUUUUGUCCUCACCUUGCAGCUGCAGCAUUUGGGGUUUGGAGGCCAACCUGGCACAGUGUGAAUUUUGUCUUGCCAGGCUGGUUGAACCUGAGGAUGGGGAGUCAAGACUUUGACUCUUGUCAUGUUCUUGGGCAAGGGCCUCCAGGGUCCUUCCCUUUUAUCCUUCUCUUCCUACCCCACCUUCCAACUGUGCUUCAAUGUCUUUUCCAUCAUGCCUCUGAACUUGUAAGCUUCAAUUA
This is a messenger RNA of Closterium sp. NIES-67, 5385 nucleotides long. Lineage: Eukaryota; Viridiplantae; Streptophyta; Zygnematophyceae; Desmidiales; Closteriaceae. The record is from the annotation of a GenBank genome assembly.